AUGCAAGUGCCACAAGUCCAACACAUCGCCCUCUCAGCUGCCGCCGCGAGCGCGCGUCCAGCACAAGAAUCGGACAAGCAGCCCAUCUGUAUCGGCCAACUCAAGCUCACGUGCCUCAUCCUCUACCCAUCACCAUACAUCCACUCCAGCGCCCAAACUUCAGCAGCCGCAGGGACGAUGGACCUAGCCGCCGUCAAGUGGUCCUACCGCCCUCCGGUGAAAGGCAUCUCGAGCAGCAGGGAGACCAUCAACGUCCUCCAACCCGAUUCGAAAGACUCAUUCGGGGUCGUUGAACAGAAAGCAGCCAACGUCCUCGGACCGAUGCUUGGCCGCGGUCUCCUCCGCGUAGACGCCAAAGUUUUCCGCACAAGCGAUCCCCGGCCGACCAUGCUCCCUCUGUACGUGCUCGUAUUCACCCUCCCGCCUAAUAUCCCGGUCAUUGCGGACCUGUUCCUAAAAUCCAAUCUCUACCUCGAUAACCCGCCUGAUUACUCCCCGGAAACGCAUCAUGGGGCGCCUCUCCGCAACCCUCAUAAUCCGCCUCCUGGUGGAUGGGCUUCGCGGUUCCGCCAAGCACCUGGCUCGGGACUGAGCACCACACCUGUGUACCAGAGCAGUCAGAAGACUGUCGAGGUGCAGCGGAGUCAGGUAGAGGAGUUGUUUAAGACGCUGCGUGAUGGGGGAGAACUGCGCGAGACCCAACCACCCCGGGAAAUCGGAACAAGGCUGUACCCGCACCAAAAGCAGGCACUCACGUUCCUCUUGGAGAGGGAGGGAGAGAUGGGAUUGAAACUGGGGCUAUUUAUGGAGGUCCCUGUGGGUGGGAAGAAGCACUUUAGGUGUAGGGUCACCGGGAAAGAGUUUCCGACUCUUCCCCCCGGACCUCGAGGAGCCAUAUUGGCUGAUGACAUGGGCCUGGGGAAGACUAUCACUGUUGUUUCUCUAAUUGCUUCUACGCUCAAGUCAGCGAAGAAAUAUGGAUCUCUCCCCAUCAAGAGCAGCGAGCUUCGUCCCGCCUUCCCCACGGCACUGGAUAGCAAACUUAGACCAGCCCAUUUUGCUGGAGCGGUGUGGGGGAUGCCCAGCACCUCGACUUCCUCCCCCAGCUUAUCUACAUUCUCGAGCGCUCCGCUCGCCGAGUCAUUUACUACUCUCCCAUCCGGCUCCCGGAGCAAAAAGGCAGAAAAAGCGGAGAAAGCAGAAAGGAAGAAACAACAAGCAGAGCACGCGCGAUUAGCGCGACUUAAAACUCGCUCGCGUGCGACGCUCAUCGUCUGCCCUCUCAGUACGGUCAUGAACUGGGAAGAUCAGUUGCGUGAGCAUUGGGGGGGCAAGGUCACUGUCUAUGGUGGGGGAGGCGUCAUUACUUCCGCGCCUGGGCAUCAAGCUGAAAUAGAGAUCCCCAAUGAGAGUGAGGGCGUGAGCGUGGUGCAUCAUCAGAGAGAAGAAGAGAAGGCGUCACUUAAGGUGUACGUCUACCAUGGAAAUGCCCGCCGACCGGAUCCCGACUUCUUGGCAAAUUUCGACGUCGUCAUCACUACGUACUCGACGCUGGCCACGGAGUUUUCCAGACAACAGAAGACGGGCGCGAAUCCAGAGGAUAGCGAUGACGAGAGUGGGAACGAAUCUGGCGAAGCUGUUAGCAGUGGAAUGAACAGUGCAAGCGGGACGAGCACGCCUAAUGGCGGUGGAGGAGGGGCAAUCCCUAUCCCAAAGGGCUUUGUGGAUGAUUACGACAGCGAUGGGAUCGUCGAGGUCGAUGGGGAGGGGCAGCUCCUUUCUCCUAAGGUUGGGCCGCAGGGCAAGCUGGCGGGACAGAAGAGAAAGAGGAUUGGUACGCCUGGAGUGGAGAUAAGUAGUCCACUCCAGCAGGUGGACUGGUUCAGGGUCGUUUUGGACGAGGCUCAUUCGAUCAAGGAGACGAGCACUGUUGCCUCUCGGGCUUCUUGUGAUCUCGUUGCUGAGAGGCGGAUCUGCCUGACCGGUACACCAGUGCAAAACAAACUCGAUGACGUGUAUGCGCUGGUCAAGUUCAUCCGCGUUCAGCCGUUCGACGACAAGAACUUCUGGACCGAGUGGAUCGGUGGCCCUUGCAAGUUCGGUCAGCCUAUCGGUGUUGCUCGCCUACAGACUAUCAUGAAGGUUAUCACUCUCCGUAGGACCAAGGAGACAAAAUCAAGUGAUGGACAGAGUAUCCUUGCCCUACCGCCCCGGAAGGAUGAGCUACGCAUGCUCCAGCUGGACGAGUAUGAGAAAGGUAUCUACGAUCGGGUGUAUAACGCAAGCAAGGAGGAGUUCGAGGCGAUGUCAAAGAAAGGCGAGGUCAUGAAGAACUAUGUUGGCAUCCUGCAACGUAUCCUCCGUCUCAGGCAGAUUUGCGACCACUGGCAGCUUGUGCAGGAGCGGGGCGACGUAACUGGCAUGGACGACUCGGAACUUGAACCGGAAGAGCUCAUCGCUGCUAUCGAGAAGGAAGGUAUCAAUCUCGCGCGCGCAACAGCAGUAUUCAACCUUCUCCGAGAAAGUGCUACUGCCACUUGUGUAGAAUGCGGCUACGACCUUGCUCUUUCGGCACCGAAUUCGGACGAUCCGGAUGCUGAACCUGAGGCACCGAAGGCGAAACGCGGACCGAAGAAGGCGCGGCCUGCCAUUGGCCUGCCAGGCUUCGUUCCCCGCGUCGUCAUGACGCGAUGCCAGCAUCUCUUCUGUUACAAGUGCUACGACAGGUCGGUGUGCCCGAACUGGCCCAAAGUGGACGCUGCCAUUCGACGGCCCUGCUCGAUCUGCCAUCACACACUUGGUCCAAACGACGCAGUAGAGAUAUCGCCGUAUGGGACUAUGCCCAACAUCGCAAGUGAAACCAACAAGCCAAAGACCACUGCUGCGAAGAGGAAGGAAAAAGCAGAGCGCCAGCUCCUGUCUGGUCAGGACGUUGCUAUGUCCACCAAGAUCAAGACGCUCAUGAAUGACCUAUUGGGUUUCUCCCGAUCCAAUCCAUUCUCGAGGAACUAUGAUCCUUCUGCCAUUGAGAUCGAGACGACUGAUGCGCAUGGGAAUAUAACUAAUGAAGGCGUGGUAAAGACAAUUGUAUUCUCUCAAUGGACUAGCAUGCUGGACAAGGUUGAAGACGCGCUGGAGAUGCAUGGCAUUCGGUUCGAUCGACUGGAUGGGACAAUGCGGCGCGAUGAGCGUACGCGGGCCAUGGACGCGCUCAAGAGCGACCCGGCAUGCGAAGUACUGCUCGUCAGUUUGCGUGCUGGUGGCGUCGGUCUCAACCUUACCGCCGCCCAACGUGUCUAUCUCAUGGACCCAUACUGGAAUCCCGCUGUGGAGAAUCAGGCCGUGGACCGGAUUCACCGUCUCGGUCAAACUCGCCCAGUGACUACUAUCAAGCUUGUUAUCGAAAACACGGUGGAGGCGCGAAUGCUAGAAGUUCAGAAGCGCAAGACCGCUCUCGCCAAUCUCACCCUAGGUGGUUCCAAUCUCACACGUGCCCAGAUUGCAGAGCGUAGAAUGGAAGAGCUUCGCGCUCUCUUCCGUUAA
Messenger RNA from Dacryopinax primogenitus, 3543 nucleotides. RefSeq lists its product as uncharacterized. The record is from RefSeq and is a predicted model, not a curated record. The transcript has 5 exons. Gene Ontology annotation, molecular function: ATP-dependent chromatin remodeler activity; ATP binding. The coding region runs from base 1 to 3543 and encodes 1180 amino acids. NCBI's taxonomy places the organism in Eukaryota, Fungi, Basidiomycota, Dacrymycetes, Dacrymycetales, Dacrymycetaceae.